ACACAUUCUCUCCCUGUGUCUCUCAAGCUCUGUUGCUCACCGGUUGUUUGGUAGCCAGAUUAUCAACAGACCGGUCUGCAGUGGGAGUGUUUAUGGGAUCAGGCGACAAACCAACGUGAACACGGUGUACCGUAAGGCUAUCGGAGUUAAGGGAGCCCAAUACCGACCGGACCAACUACUUAACCAGAGUAAGGGCUCCCGAUCCCCGGCACAGCAGUCCAGCCUGAUAGGGGAGACACCGGUUAUCCCAUGGAAGAGUGGUUCGUCCUCUCCUCCAUCCAGCCCCGGUUCCACUCCAAGCUCCCCAUGGAUGCGGACCUGGCCGUGGCUGUGUUCCUCAUCAUCACUGGAAUGAUGUCCAUGCUGGGAAACGGCACUGUGCUAUUGGUCUACUUCAGGAAGCGCACAAAACUCCGGCCCCAAGAAUUGAUGACCAUUAACCUGGCUAUAUGCGAUUUUGGCUUCAGCCUCCUGGGGGCGCCAUUUGCUAUCAUUUCAAGCCUGUGUCACGCCUGGGUGUUUGGGGAGGCCGGCUGCUUAUGGUACGGGAUGCAGGGCUUUCUGUUUGGCAUCGGCUCCCUUCUCACCACCUGCCUCAUCUCCCUGGACCGCUGCCUGAAGAUCUGCAGCGUGCGAUACGGUCAGUGGAUCGAGAGGCGCCACGUCACCCUGGCCAUCGGCCUGGUGUGGCUCUACACCUUGUUCUGGUCCUCCCUGCCCGUCUUUGGCUUCGGGAAAUACGGGCCUGAGCCGUUUGGAACCAGCUGCACCAUAGAGUGGUGGAGAAUGAGGUCGUGUUUAGGCGACGGAAUCUACAUCCUCCUGAUCCUCAUGCUGUGCUUUGGGAUCCCCACCAUCAUCAUCAUCACUUCCUAUUCGGCCAUCCUGAUCACGGUCUACAGAUCAAACCACAUGCUGGCCUCCAUCCCCUUCUCCUCUGUCAGCCACAUCAGCAACAAGGACCUGAGAAUCACCAAGAUCGCUGCUGUGGUUUGCGCCAGCUUCCUGGUGGCGUGGACGCCGUACGCCACUGGCUCUAUCUACUCCGCCCUGGUCCUCGCGUCCCAGGAUGAGCUAGGGUAUUGGGGCCAUCUGCAGACCGAGACCCCUGGGCUCUUUGGGGCCGGGGCUUCUGUGGUGCCCAAGCUCCUGGGCGUCCCCUCGCUGUUGAACAGGACAUGGGCGUGGCCCGGCGGAGACGGCCCUUCCAGCAGCUCCGGGGAGGACUGGAACAACGCCAGCUCCCUGGUGUUCCCGUACACCCCCGACCUUAGCCCGCACGCUGCUGCCGCCUCCGCCCUCAGUUUAGCCCUCAGCCAGAGGGGGGGGCCGGAGACGGAGGACUCCCAGGGGCCCUGGAUCCUCCCCUUGGUCAGCCUGAUCCCUGUCAUGCUCGCCAAGUCCCACUGCAUGUUGAACCCCUUCAUCUACCAGACCAUGAACCCCGAGUUCCGGCGGGGCGCCCGCAACGUGCUCCUCUGCCGCGGGUCCCGGAGAGGCUUGGUGACCGAGGGGUUCACCCAUGAGGGUGGGCAGCGCUGCACUUCUCUCCUGGGACGUUGCUUCAUCUUUGUUUUCUAUGGAGUCUCAGCCUUUGUUCGCCGUGUCAGUCUCGGAAAUGCUAACGGUGUGGGUUGGGACUGUCUUCAUGGGAUAAGCGUGCAGAUGAUUAUAGAAACCAGAGGCAAUAAUGGUCAGGAGGAGUGUCACCAAAAUCACCAAAUUAAUUCCAGAAGAUUUGUGUCGUUUGGCAAAAAUAAAGACUUGAACUUGAGGACGGUCAAUUGUACAGGCUUUAAACAGUAGGCUCUUAAUACAGCUUGAGUGGUCACUAGGGGGUUGCAUGGAAUUUGCCUUUCUAGAGAUGCAGUGUUUAUAUGAAAUAACUAUGAAACUUAGAAAUGCAGUGUUUAUAUUAAAUAACUAUGAAACAAAGAAAUGCAGUGUUUACAUUAAAUAGCUACACUUAGAGAUGCCGUGUUUAUAUUAAAUAACUAUGAAACUUAGAGAUGCAGUGUUUAUAUUAAACAACUACAUCAAACUAAGAGAAAUCCGCCAUGGCUAUCUUUCUUAUAUUUUGUCUUGUCUCUUCCCCGGAAUAACUAUGCACAGGUCUCUUCUCCUGGCACAGCUGGAGAAGAAGGAGCAACUCGCUGGAUUCGGUGGAGAUGGAGGGCCAGCAGGGGGAGCCCGGCAGUAAGCCAGAGAGAGGAGGAGCCUGGUCGCUGACAGUAGAGAGAGAUGCCUUGG
Messenger RNA from Gadus macrocephalus (Pacific cod), 2250 nucleotides. RefSeq names its product opsin 9 (gene opn9). Gene Ontology annotation, biological process: G protein-coupled receptor signaling pathway. Gene Ontology annotation, molecular function: G protein-coupled receptor activity. The record is from RefSeq and is a predicted model, not a curated record. The transcript is spliced from 8 exons. The coding region runs from base 250 to 1806 and encodes 518 amino acids. Lineage: Eukaryota; Metazoa; Chordata; Actinopteri; Gadiformes; Gadidae. Gene Ontology annotation, cellular component: membrane.